AUGGGAGGCAAGCUCAGCAAAAAGAAGAAGGGAUACAAUGUAAACGAUGAGAAGGCCAAGGACAAGGAUGCCAAACCAGAGGGCGCAACAGCCGAGGAGAGCGAACCUCAGAACGACAAAAAGGACGAGGCCCCUGCUCCCGCCGAGACCACCGAGGUAGCUAAUGACACAAAGGAUGUGCCCGCAGCCAAUACCACGACGACCAAGGAGGAAGAAAAGGGUGCCUCCCCUCCCGCCAAGGAGCCGGAAAAACCUGCAGCGGAGCCCAAAGCGGAGGUGUCUAAGGCUGCGGAAGUCACCGACCCUGCCCCCAAAGCCAAGGAGAAACCAGCCGCCCCUGCGAAAGAGCCAGCCCCCUCCACUAAGGAAGCCGCCCAAGCUCCAGAGGUCAAGGCCCAGGCGCCUGCACCACCCGCAGCCCAGGCUGAAAGCAAAGACGAGGCCGACGCUAAAAAGACUGAGGCCCCGGCAGCACCAGCGGCUAAAGCCGAGGCGGCCCCUGUUGCCGCUGCCCCCCAGGCCAAGCCCACAGAAGCAGCAGCGGCAGCCCCGGCCAAGGAGGCCCCAGCUGCUAGUUCAACAGCAGCACCACUGGCUGCCACUGAGCCCGCUGCACUGGUCAAGGAGGCCAAUGCCACAGAGGCCCCAGUUCCAAGCAAGGAUCAAACCAUAGAAGUUCAAGAUUAA
Molecule: messenger RNA, 687 nt
Organism: Salvelinus namaycush (lake trout)
Lineage: Eukaryota; Metazoa; Chordata; Actinopteri; Salmoniformes; Salmonidae
Gene: basp1
Product: brain abundant, membrane attached signal protein 1
Exons: 1
Coding region: 1-687 (228 amino acids)
Source: RefSeq, a predicted model, not a curated record